UUAUGUGAUGUUUUGGUAACUUUUAAUACUAUAUUUUUUUUAACGUAAAAAUAAAAUUCGUUUUACAUCACAAAAUUAAAUAUGGCGAACUACGGACAGCCUCCUUAUGGUCAGCCUGGAUAUGGUGCUCCUCCGGGACAACCUGCAUAUGGCCAAGCCCAGGCCCCAUAUGGAGUCCCUACAAGUCAGCCCUAUGGGGCCCCUGGAGGAGCCCCUCCUGGCUACGGAGCACCACAAGGACAGUGGGGGGCCCCCCAGGUCGACCCCCAGGUUCAGGCCUGGUUUAUGGCAGUGGACGCAGAUCGCAGUGGGCGAAUCUCAGCCUUGGAGCUUCAACAGGCCCUCGUGAAUGGAAACUGGUCGCACUUCAACCCAGAAACAUGCAGGCUCAUGAUUGCGAUGUUUGAUAAAGACCAAACUGGUCAGAUUGAGCUGCCAGAGUUCCAGGCUUUGUGGAGCUAUAUUCAGCAGUGGAAGGGAGUGUUCGAGCGAUUUGAUGGCAACAGGACUGGAUCUAUUGAGGCACAUGAGCUGGGUCAAGCUCUGACAGGGAUGGGUUACAACUUUUCGCCCCAGUUCCAUCAGAUGUGUAUCACCAAGUUUGAUUUCCACGGGCGCCGAAGCAUGAACCUGGACCAGUUCAUUCAGUGUUGUGUGAUGGUGAAGUCGCUAACGGACAUGUUCUCUGCCCGUGACACGCAGCGGGCUGGCAGAAUCACAGUCUCAUAUGAGGACUUUAUGACCAUGGCUGUCAUGACCAAAAUAUAGGAAUAUUAUCAUGAAUGGAUUUUAGUCCUGAAUUUAACAAGAACCGAAGUGGGUUUGUUUUUUAUUGCUGUUCGAAAUUUUGGAAAAGAGAUCUUUAUUUAGUGAAUGAAUUAGAAAAGGAAAGUUGAACCAAUAGAAAACAAAUUGUAAUGACAUUUUUGUACAAUAUUAUGUACAUUAAAGAAAUCAAAUGACACAAAUGACUGUAAUAAUUAUAACAAAACUGUUGAUGUAAGAGGUUAAUACUCUCCAAUGUAUAAUAAAUAAUCGUGAUAAUUAUUUUUUCUCUAUUUCUUCAUGUUUAAUUUUCAAAUAAUAGUUUGUAGUCACCAAGUUGGACAUGUGGGUUUUCUUGGAGUUCUCCAGUUAACUCCACAACACAAGACCACACUCUCACACAACAUUGUGCCAAUGAGAGGGACUAGUCUAAGUUAAUAUAACUUUAUUCAAAAUUGUUGUAAACCAUAUUUAGGUUAUAGCUUUGUUAUAAUAUAUACAUGUACUACGCAUAGUUUUCUUCAUAAUUUGUUUUAUAAUUACUUUAAGCUUGUCUGGUAUAUGAGAAAAAACGCUGGUGUAUUGUGAUGGCGUUUGGCUUCAUGUGUUCAUUGUGUUUGUUGAGCAAAAAGAUUUACCUUGGUCAGACCUCAAUAUUUACACCUCAACUUCUAUUCCAUCAAUGAAUGUCCUUUCGGCAAUAAAAAAAUAUUUUCUGAUGAACGCAACAUCUUUGGAUAUGUUCAGAUCGCGAUACUCUUAACUGAAGCCAAGCCGGCUUCAUUCUUCCUUCUUUUUUUUCACUUUUCGUUUGAGGAGUGUAUCUGAUGACCUUCAUCGUUAUCAUACAACUACCAACAUAGUUCAGUUCGGUUUUAUACAACUGUACAUAGGUAACUAAUGAAGGAAAAAUCUUAAGGCAUUCAAAUUCCAUAAAUAAAACUGCAUGGGGAAAUUUGUGGAGUAAGGCCAUCAUACAAACAAUGGGCAUGGACAAACCUUUAAUAGUCUAUACUCACCGUUUCAAAAUACAUCAGUCACAGCAUUUCAUUCCUUACAUAACCAAACCAAAACUAAAAUAACUUAAAACUUGUUGUACACAUGUUACCAGCGACUAAACACUCAUGUACAGCAAGUCUUUACCAUCUUUAUGCACCUUGUACUCAUAAAAACAACAGCAAACAGACAAGCAUUUGCAUUAACUCUUCGGCAUUUUGUGGUAGGUAUUCGAAAGCUUUUGGGAUUUAAUUAAUAAUAUAUUUUCUUUCAUUAAACCUACUAAAAUGCAUUAGCUCUGUGUCAUUCCUGUUUUGAUUUAUGUAGUUGAUAAUCGAAAGCUUUUGGAACUUAAGAUAUUUUUUUUCAUUUAAUUUAAAUCCAUACAAACAAACAAAUGUAAGUUUAUGUAUUAAUAAACUCAUAAUAGAUAAAUUGGUUUUUAGCUUGACUAUUCGAAGAAUAAGGAGGGCUAUACUACUCACCCCAGCGUCGGCAUCUGGUUAAAGUUUUAGGGCAAGUUUGGAUUUUCACUUAUAAGUCCAAUACCCUUCAUUUAAUUGACUUACUACUUCACACAGUCAUUCAGGACCAUCACACAAUGAGGUUUCAUAACUCCAUAUUAUCCUUCAUACAAGUUAUGAUCCCUGAUUGACCAAAGUUAAAGUUUAAGGGCAGGUUAAAGUUUUAGGGCAAGUUGGGAUUUUAAUAAAAAAACUUAUAUACCAUUCAUUCAAUGCACUAAGUACUACGCAGAAUUAUUGACGACCAUCUUACAACAAGGAACAUAACUUCAUUUUAACCCUACAUACAAAUUAUGGCCCUUGAAUGAUUUUUUUUUAUAUUUAAUUUCUUUUGUAAGGCACAUUUUUAUAUUCUUAACCACAUUUUCAUAUUGAAUGACUUGCGUCAUUAUUCGGGCGGGCUGGUGGGAGGGCAGCAUCAAAGUCACCAUAUGUAUUGAAUAAUUUUAGCUUUUUAGCUAGGUUUGACAUAAAGAGACCAAACUUGGUAUAUACAAAGAGUUUAUGGAGACCUUUUAUUGGAAUGCGUUUGAGGCCCCUAGGAUCAAGGUCAAGGUUACUAUUAAUAGAAAAAGGGUUGGUAUUGCAUAACUUAAGUAAGGGUCUAAAUAUUGUGACCAAACUUGGUACAUAGGAAGAGUUUAUAGAGACCUUUCCUGAGAUUGUGUUUUGGGCCCCGAGAGUUAUGGUCUAGGUCAAGGUCACUGUU
This is a messenger RNA of Mya arenaria, 2994 nucleotides long. RefSeq names its product peflin-like. The coding region runs from base 82 to 768 and encodes 228 amino acids. Lineage: Eukaryota; Metazoa; Mollusca; Bivalvia; Myida; Myidae. Gene Ontology annotation, molecular function: calcium ion binding. The transcript is spliced from 6 exons. The record is from RefSeq and is a predicted model, not a curated record. Gene Ontology annotation, biological process: COPII vesicle coat assembly.